This is a messenger RNA of Exaiptasia diaphana, 522 nucleotides long. Its product is annotated as U6 snRNA-associated Sm-like protein LSm3. The record is from RefSeq and is a predicted model, not a curated record. Bases 32 to 337 code for a protein of 101 amino acids. Gene Ontology annotation, cellular component: P-body; Lsm1-7-Pat1 complex; catalytic step 2 spliceosome. Gene Ontology annotation, biological process: mRNA splicing, via spliceosome; P-body assembly. Gene Ontology annotation, molecular function: RNA binding. NCBI's taxonomy places the organism in Eukaryota, Metazoa, Cnidaria, Anthozoa, Actiniaria, Aiptasiidae. The transcript has 3 exons.
GUAGCACAAAGGAUUAUGGGUACAAUUCAAGAUGGCGGAAGAAGAGAACGUUCAGUCGAACACUGUCGAAGAGCCUUUGGACUUGAUUCGUUUAAGUUUAGAUGAAAGAAUAUACAUAAAAAUGAGAAACGAUAGAGAAUUAAGGGGAAGACUACACGCUUUUGAUCAGCAUCUCAAUAUGAUAAUAAGUGAAGUAGAAGAAACGAUAACAACUGUUGAAAUCGACGAAGAGACGUUUGAAGAGCUAUUUAAAACAACAAAAAGAAAUAUCCCAAUGUUGUUUGUUAGAGGAGAUGGAGUUAUCCUAGUGUCACCACCAUUGAGAGUUGGAUUAUAAACMUUGCUGCCUGUGAUAUUAUCUAUACUCAAUGUUAACUAAGAUAUUGUAGUUGUAAAAGUUUGCUGUACAUGUAUUUUACUCAAAACAAGAAAUCAAAAGAAUGUCAAAGCCUUUAUUGUAUCUUUCACUGUAUGUACAUUGUACCUGUACAACAUAUAAAUAAACUUUUGUCUUUUUCCAUA